Molecule: messenger RNA, 3128 nt
Organism: Cyanistes caeruleus (blue tit)
Lineage: Eukaryota; Metazoa; Chordata; Aves; Passeriformes; Paridae
Gene: TMEM100
Product: transmembrane protein 100
Biological process (GO): cellular response to BMP stimulus
Cellular component (GO): plasma membrane
Source: RefSeq, a predicted model, not a curated record
UUCUGGUUGAGAAUUUCCAGGAGUGUUCACCUGGGGCAGAGCUGCGGGAUUGCGCUGAGGAUUGCUAUAAUCUGUGGAAUUCUGAAUGAGCUCAGGCUCUCCUCUCGGGACAGAGGGACUCCUCAGACUAUUUUCCAUAGUCACUUUAAUGCACAGCCAUAGUUUGAAGUGUGAGCAUUAUGAUUUACUGAGAUUUUACAUAAGCAAAAAAGGGUGCCUGAAGUGUUGGGUAAAAUAGAGAGAAUCUGGUCCAGAGUUUGAAGGCAGAAAACUCAAGUGUGUCCCACAGGUUAUAAGUAAAAUGUGAAAAAUAAAAGGGUUGUAGUGUCUCUUUGCCCUUGCACAGAGAUGUUGUGGGAAGCCUCCUGAGAGAGCACCACAUUAAAAUGAUUCCGAGUUGAAACGCUGAAAGCUUCAUGUAGACAUUUCAUGGGUUUCUUCUUUUCAAUUUUGUGGUGAGAGAGAGAAGGAGAAGGGAAGAAACUUCAUCUCUAAGAAGUUGCUCUGUCAGAAUUUUUGAUACAGUCAUUACUUUAAAAUAAAAAUACCUAAACUGUGUGCAGUCAGGGAUAAAUACAAAUAAAUAUCUGACAGAGCAAUUAAUCUUUUCCAAGCAAGAUGCUGGCAGAGUGGCUUAGGGGGCACAAUUGUGCUGGGAAGAGCUUUCAAACAAAUUGUUUGAAAACCUUGCUGUAAUCCCAGUGGAAGUUGUCUGCAAGCACAUUUCAGAGGUCUGCACUUGUUUUAAUGAGAUCUAGAUUAUUUAUCUCAAGUCAGGGUUUUUUUUCCUUCAUUUCCCUCCAAACUUUUUCAAAAGUUAAACUAAUUGCUAGGUCAUGGGAAAAAGAAUAUAAUCAAGGAGAAACAAGUAGACUUCCUUGUUAUUAGCUAACUUCAGUAACCUUCAAAUAUACUUUGGCCAUGUCACAGGCUUAUUCCAAGGAUCUUCUGGAGAACAGCAGCCUGUAAAGGUUUCUGUUUGUGAAAUGUUAGCAGGGUCGAAAUAAUUUAAAAACACAAAAACCCUUCAAGUUUAUCAUUAUACAAACUUACUCUCAUGAAUUUACUCUCAUCCCCACUUAGACUCCUGCUUCCGUGGUGAAAUGAUCUUCUGUGAUCAUGCACUUGUAGAAAGGGAAUGUCAAAUAAGAUUAGCGACAUAAAUCUCUGCUGCUUCAUGAGUUUUACCCAGCUGCCUGGCGAUUUCACAGCUGUUUGUGCAUUUGAUAACAAUUUCCAUAGCUCUGCUUUCUGCAGAGAGUUACAAAUCUUGUUUUUAAAAAUCCAGUAACAGAAAUGAGUAACAGUAAAUAUAAUGAACUUGUCUUUAUUACAGAGAGUUCUUGGACUGUGUAAGUCUGCCUCUUUUUGUUCUGAGAAGAGGUUUUGGGAUUAUAUUACUUAGGUUUUCUUGAAGAGAUUUAACAGGUUUUUUAGUGGUGUGUUGUCACAGUCAGUUCACAGCUAGGCAAUCUGAGGAACAAGGAGAUGGAGUGAUUUGCUCAAAGAAAUUGGACACAUAGAAGACACAAACUCCCGUGUAUUCUGAAUCAUUAUUCACACAGGUGAUGUCAGCAAUAGAAAUUAAGUUAAAAAUAAGAUUUUUAUCUACAGUAUUUCUUGUACAUUGCCUUUUCCUGCCUGGUUCUUUCUGGGGGACUUGACUGGGUUAUAAUACUCACUACAGGAUGUCACAUCAUCAAAGGAAAAUGUUACAUUGGGCCAGAAAUGGGUGUCUGCUUCCAAGAAAAGAGGCAGAAGCCACAAGGAGAGCAGAGGGAGAACAUCUCCUGCUUUGGUUAGGUUAGGAGCAGGAGUCAGCCCACAGCAGGAGCUUCACACUUACAACUUUCAUUCUUAAGAAGCUGAUAAAUAUCCAACAAAUUUUCUUGUAGGAAACUUCCAUGCUAGAAUAUUGUCACCUCCAGUUCAUCAUUCAGCAACAACUGACACUUCAAGUGGCUCUUUCUGCCUUGAAUUGUCAUACAAGACAUCUUCAGCACUCCUCUGCUUUCUGAGCCAAGAGUCUGUUACCAUGGAUUUCUCCUGGAUCUGUGCAGCACACGCUCAGCAGAGCCUGCUCUAGCCUGAGAACGGGCCCAGUCAAGACAACCAAGAUGACAAACGAGCCUGUCAAAGAGAUCCUGGGCACCCCAAAGCAGCCUGAUUCUGUACCCACAGAGAAGAGUAACAACAAUGACUGUGUGAUAACCACCAUCCCCCUGGUCAGUGAAUGCCAGCUGACAGCAGCCACGGGGGGAGCAGAGCUCUCCUGCUACCGCUGCACCAUUCCCUUCGGCGUGGUCAUCCUGAUAGCUGGCAUCGUGGUGACUGCCGUGGCGUACAGCUUCAACUCCCAUGGAUCCAUCAUCUCCGUCUUUGGGCUGGUCCUCUUGUCCUCAGGACUCAUUCUGCUGGCUUCCAGCGUGGUGUGCUGGAAAAUCAGGCAGCAGAACAAGAAAGCAAAGAGGCGGGAGAGCCAGACAGCGCUUGUGGCAAACCAGCGAACCUUGUUUGGUUAGAGGCAGCCGAGAGAAGGCUAGACAGAAGGCAGAACCUUUGUAAGUCAACUUGGCUAUUUAUCAGUAGGAGACAUUGCAGGUUUUAAUUUAACUGUGGAAAUGAACUGAAAUGAAAAUGGAAUGGAUUAAGAAAUAUUUGUAGCAACUCUGCAAGUGCUCUCAGUAUAUUUCUUACUGUAGACUUGGCAGUGAUUCUUUCCAAGACAGAGGAAAACCCAUUUUUCCUUCACAGAAAACUGUGUCACAUAACUGUAACCAUCCUAACUGUGUUCUCCAACAUGCUGAUUGUGUUGGAAAGGGAACUUAUGGGAACUGAGAAAAUGACUUGAACUGACUUGAAAUGCCAGAGUUCUCCUUAAAACACUGAUAUUUGACCGAGGGAGAAGUCACAGCAUUUGAAGUGACUACAAGCCAGAGUAUCUGGGACUUAAACUGUAGCUAAAAAACAAAAAGGCAAUAAGAACACAUUGCAAAUUGCUCAAUAAGCUGAUUCUUAUAUUUUAUGUAACUUCCCCCUCCCAAUACCUGUGGUACUUUCCCCCUUUUUUAAAUCAACUAAUAUUGAUUUUGUUUCACUAUUGAAUAGAAAUCAGUAGAAAUGUGUAA